Cyclocybe aegerita is the source of this 1326-nucleotide messenger RNA. Lineage: Eukaryota; Fungi; Basidiomycota; Agaricomycetes; Agaricales; Hemipholiotaceae. The record is from the annotation of a GenBank genome assembly.
AUGUACACAACUGUCGACGCGCCCAACACCAUCCUUCAGUAUAAGGGCAAGCUUGCCCACCGUUCCUGGCCACAGCUGCCCCAGGAAAUCGUCAGACUAAUUGCGACCCAUUACCUCUACGAUCUCGCCGUGAACACGUAUUGCCCGCAAACAUGGGAAACAAGACGUCUGUGGCCCUCCAGGAUGGUCUACACCUGCAUACGCGACUCCCUCGAGCUCGAAAAGCACAUCAUGUCUAUAUGUCCGGAAUGGCACAGAGCCGUUGCAAAACAUCCAUUCUGGAAGCAGGCCGUCUCCCUCCUCGAUGGGAACGAUUACCUUCUCCAUCAUAUGGUUAUCCACCCAAAGCCCUCGUUGAACGCCUCCUCCAUGGCUCUCCCGCCGCCCAUAUACCUUUCCCACUACCAACACUUCCGUAACAUCGUUGGCGCAAGCUGUCACGUAUGCCGCAUCAACUAUCCCGGGACAAACCUGGGAUUGACCGCCGCUAAGAAGUUUCUCUUGAACUCCAUGCUCGGCACUGUACAUCUUUGUCGAGAACACGACCGGCGACGCACUCACUUCUGUGGACUCUGCCUACGAGACUCAUUCCCACCCGGGCAUCAAGACCCCGUGCGCGAAUACGAGAUGGCGCAAGCUUUUGGGAUCUUGGAGAAUGAGGACGAGGACACAUGGGCUGGUGUCGAGGCGACCUGCAAAAAGUGUCGCAUGGAGUGGCUGUGGAGGAGAGCCAGCCACAGCCCGCGCGACCAGGAGGCGAUUGGCGGGCCAAACUUUCAGAGCAGCGAUUGGGAGACGAGGCAAUGCCUCGAGGGUUUCAUUGAUCUUGCAGAGGGCAACAUUGCUGAAGUGCUGACUCUGGCGAGGGAGAAGCUCUGGCUGAAACGAUACACGAAGUACGAGAGCCUCGGGUUGCACGCUCUCGCUGCGCAGAAAUCGCAUGGCGACGACCGAGGACAGGAAGAGCUGGAGGAGGAGUACGUGGAGGAAGACUCGGAAGAGGAUAAGGAGCUUAUGUUGAUGAAGGACGCCAACCAGGUUCGGGAGCUAGCUCUACAUGACUGGGCGAGGCAGAGGAUCCUAGACGGACAUUGGAUGAGCCCCGCCGAUAUCUGGUAUCAUCACCAGGUACCCGGACAACCGAGUUCGGUGCAGGCUGUACACCCAUGUCCAUGGGCCCGCGAGGGCUCCGAAGUCGGUACGACGGCAGUGGUGGGGACGAGGACAAGGAGCAUACGGAGACUCAGCACCCACAUCCAGCUAUUGUGGCGGGCGAAGUACCGCCUACAUACCAGCUCUGUGAGCAGGCGUACGCUGCGCAUAUGA